Molecule: messenger RNA, 2727 nt
Organism: Culex pipiens pallens (northern house mosquito)
Lineage: Eukaryota; Metazoa; Arthropoda; Insecta; Diptera; Culicidae
Exons: 3
Coding region: 1-2727 (908 amino acids)
Biological process (GO): DNA integration
Molecular function (GO): nucleic acid binding
Source: RefSeq, a predicted model, not a curated record
AUGUUGAACAUUGCGGGGUCAAUACGAGUGAGAGUGAAGUGCGAUGGCCGAUCGUACACGAUGACCUUGAUCGUGAUCGAUGGGAAAAGUACGUUCCAUCCGUUGCUGGGGCGAGACUGGUUAGAUGUGCUGUACCCUGAGUGGAGGCAAUUUUUUGAGAACGAGGUCGCAGAGGUCGACCAAAGUGAGGUUAAGUUGGACAGUACUCGCGCCACGUUGCUUUCUAACCUCAACGCACGCUAUCACGACUUGUUCACCAAGAACUUGGAAGAACCAAUCGAGACUUUUGAAGCUAGUGUGGUUCUGAAGGAGGACGCCAGGCCGAUCUUCUACCGGCCGUACGAAGUUCCGUUUGCCCUGAAGGAGAAAGUGUCCAGUGAGCUGGAUAGGUUAGUGCGUGAGAAGAUUUUGGUUCCGGUCAAGCACAGUGAGUGGGCAUCGCCGAUCGUGGUUGUGCCGAAAGCAGACGGUAGUGUACGGAUCUGUAUGGACUGCAAAGUGACCGUGAACAAGGCGAUCUGUACCGAACAUUAUCCUUUGCCUAACAUAAGUGAUGUUUUUGCGAACCUAAGUGGUUACCGGUACUUUGCGAAGAUCGAUCUGCAAGGGGCGUACAUGCAGGUUAGAGUGUCGGAGGAUUCCCAGAAGUAUCUGGUGAUCAACACGCACAAGGGACUUUUUGCCUACCAGAGACUACCCUUCGGGAUCUCAAACGCGGCCUCCGCGUUCCAGUUUAUCAUGACUGAGGGCAUUUUGAAGGGGGUAGAAGGAGUCCAGUGUUAUCUAGACGACAUUUUGUUGGGAAGUGAGACCGUUGAGGGGUUAGUGAAAAAAAUUCACGAGGUUCUGGGACGGCUGGAAGAGUUCAAGGUCAAGGUGAACCUUGAGAAGAGCGAGUUCUUGGUCAAGAAAAUCGCUUAUCUUGGGCAUCAGGUUUCUGAGAAGGGUCUCAGUCCGUCGGAGGAGAAGGUCAAAGCGAUCGUAGAUGCACCAAGGCCGAAAGAUGUGUCCCAGCUGAAAUCGUUCCUCGGAAUGAUCAACUACUACUCCAAGUUUGUCCCCAAUCUGUCCUUUAAGUGGUCUGCUGAGUGUGAAAGUGCGUUCGACAAGUGCAAGAAGCUCCUGUUGAGUAACCGACUCCUAGAGCUGUACAACCCUGAUCUACCGAUCGUGGUCGUGUGCGACGCGAGCUUGAAUGGCGUGGGAGCCGUUCUGUGCCACAGGGUUGAUGACGUGGAAAAGCCCGUUUUCUACGCGUCGAGCACUUUGUCCGCUGCUGAACGAAACUACCCGAAUCUGCAUCGAGAAGCUCUUGCCGUGGUCUUUGCCCUGACGAAGUUCUUCAAGUACAUCUACGGUAAGCAGUUUACGGUUGUCACCGACAACAAGCCGUUAGCAGCCAUUUUGGACCAGAAGAGAGGUCUGCCGCCGUUGGCCGCGGCGCGGUUGCAGAAAUACGUGUAUUUGCUUUCGAUUUUCGAAUUUGGGAUCGUGUAUCGCAAGGGGUCGAAGAUUCCAAAUGCGGACGCUUUGAGUAGACUACCGGUUUCUGGUACCACCGGGGUCGACUCGGAGAUUGCUGAGCUGUUGAGCGUGACCGAGGAGUCAGCCAUGAUCGAUCUGGAGGUCAUAGGCCGGGAAACUCAGAGAGAUGUUCUGCUGAGUACGCUUUUCCAGCUGGUGCAAAGUGGGUGGGACGAGAGUAACGUACCCGCCGACCUGAAGUUUUACUUCGCAAACCAGAGUUGUCUGUCGUUGUUUAACGAUUGCGUACUUUAUUCGGAAAAAGUUAUUGUUCCGAAGUCUUGCCAAAAACGUGUUCUAGAGCUGAUGCAUGGUUGUCAUCUUGGAGUGAUCCGGAUGAAACAAGAAGCUCGACGGUACGUUUACUGGCCGGGGUUGGACAAGGACAUCGAAGAAUUCGUACAGCGGUGUGAGGUUUGCAGUAAGACCGGAAGAAUGCCGAAGAAGGUUUACUCGAAGUGGCCGGAGGCAAGUAAACCGUUCGAGAGAGUCCAUCUGGAUUUCUUUCACUUCGGUGGAAAAACGUUUUUGAUUGUCGUUGACGCCUACUCGAAGUGGAUCGACGUGAGGUUGAUGAGUAGAACCGAUUCAGAUUCGCUGAUUAACGCUUUGAACUCUGUGUUCCGUAUUUUUGGGAAAAGCGAUCUGAUCGUCAGCGAUAACGGACCACCGUUUAACAGUCAAGCAUUUGUGGACUACGCGAGACAGAUGAAGAUUGAGUUGAAGAAGAGUCCGGCGUAUUCGCCCGAAAGUAAUGGUCUUGCGGAAAGGGGGGUCCAGACAGCCAAAAGCGGUUUGAAGAAACUGAUGGCUGAUCCGAAGUACGGUAGCUGUAAGAUUCCGGAACUGGUUGAGAUUUUCCUGUUUAGUUACCGGAACAGUUACUGCCAGGCGCUAGGGUGUUCGCCUGCAAGCAAAAUCUUUUCUUUUGUGCCAAAAACCGAUUUGGACAGCAAUUUGAAGCCGGAGCAAGAAAAGGUUAAGAAAAGGGUUAGAUUUGAUCUGCGGGUCAAAGAGAAGAUCAUUGAUAAGCGGGAAAGUGUCAAUGAAAAGCCAAGGGUCAGGAAAAACGACGAUUACGCUGUAGGAGAUCUUGUGUGGUACCGUUGUGAGUACAAGACGAUGAGAUCUUGGUUGGAAGCUGUGAUCGUGGGUGUUAAUAGCAAGAAUACAUACUACAUUGAGGUGUCAGUUGAAGAAUAA